CUUGAUUGCUAUGAAUUGGGUUCCUCGGUUCACAAAUGUCAUCUACAGAACUCUACUAGAUCUUGUCUUGUCUCCUCCUUUGGAGGCUCCCGGUGCGGAUGAUGAUGAUGAUGACUUGGAUCUAUUUGGUGAUGAGACGGAGGAGGACAACAAGGCAGCAGAGGAGAGGGAAGCUUGGAAAAAGUCAGCAAAGAAGAAAGAGAGUGGAAAGUCUUCUGUACUUAUGGAUGUUAAACCAUGGGAUGAUGAGACUGACAUGAAGAAAUUGGAAGAAUCUAUUCGAUCUGUUGAGAUGCCUGGGUUUUUUUCGGGAGCAUCAAAACUGGUUCCUGUCGGCUAUGGCAUUAAGAAGCUCCAGAUCAUGCAUACUAUAGUGGACGAUCUUGUUUCUGUUGAUACCCUUGUAGAGGAUCACCUCACAGCGGAGCCCUGCAAAGAAUAUGUUCAGAGUUGUGACUUGCCUCGAACGAAAUUUAAACGACUUUUUAUUUUACAGCCUUUAGAGUUAGCCAACUUUAGCCACGUUAUCGACCUUUUGUCCCUUGUUUUUCCCCCCAUAUUAUUUUUGUUUGGCCUGUGCUUGCUACUGCUUCUGCUCUAGA
Durio zibethinus is the source of this 602-nucleotide messenger RNA. RefSeq lists its product as uncharacterized. The record is from RefSeq and is a predicted model, not a curated record. Gene Ontology annotation, biological process: translational elongation. Lineage: Eukaryota; Viridiplantae; Streptophyta; Magnoliopsida; Malvales; Malvaceae. Gene Ontology annotation, cellular component: eukaryotic translation elongation factor 1 complex; cytosol. Gene Ontology annotation, molecular function: guanyl-nucleotide exchange factor activity; translation elongation factor activity.